Molecule: messenger RNA, 807 nt
Organism: Ramularia collo-cygni
Lineage: Eukaryota; Fungi; Ascomycota; Dothideomycetes; Mycosphaerellales; Mycosphaerellaceae
Exons: 1
Coding region: 1-807 (268 amino acids)
Source: RefSeq, a predicted model, not a curated record
AUGUCGCAAUCAGACUCAGRAGAACACCACGACCAUACGGAGAUCAAAGGGCUUCUGGAGUGGAUGGACGAUCCGGAGAACGACUAUGAGCAUACAGACGCCAUUGUCGACGGUCCGCACCCUUUGCCGCACUAUUGGACAUCAUUCGAAGAGGCUGUAGGCAAAGGCGCUGGAUUUGAGAAGUGGAAAGACGCUCUCAUCAGCAGACAAGACCUGAGAGACCGUUCCGAGGAUAUUGUCCGUAGCCUGGACGCCCACUACUUCAAGAGCCAGCUACAUCAAUGGAUAAUUCUCAGGUCAAAGAAGAAUCUGACAUGUGACGGAUGGGCAUGCAUGGGCUUGACGUCUGUGGUAUUGGAUGAAGAUGAAGAUGAGUACAAGAUACUCAUUCAGGUCGACUUCAAGAAGCAUACCAGCAAUAAGGACCUACUGGAGACCAUUCUCCAUGAAAUGGCUCAUGCUUGGAUAAUGGUGCACGGAAACGAGGUUAGGGUCGACAAUUGCGAAAAAUCGGACUGCAAGCUCCGCCUUGGAGUCACCGGCCACGGCCAGCACUGGCUACUCCUAGCCAGAAGACUGGAGCUCCGUGCAGAGAGCCUGCACAAGAAGCCUUUUGGUAUGGGCAGAGUGCUUGCCGCUGCGGAAGAAACAGUCGAAUUUGAGAGAUCUCUCGGCGAAGAGCUGCAAUCCCAGCUGCACGCAAUGCUGAAAAUCGAGCUUGGGUGGAAAGACUACGAGCGCGCAGUGAGAGACAGCGCUCUCUUAAGCGAACAAGAGAUAGAUUUGAGAAUGAAAAUGCUCGAUUAG